This is a messenger RNA of Caenorhabditis remanei, 987 nucleotides long. RefSeq lists its product as uncharacterized. Gene Ontology annotation, biological process: regulation of transcription by RNA polymerase II; cell differentiation; anatomical structure development. The transcript has 7 exons. Gene Ontology annotation, molecular function: zinc ion binding; RNA polymerase II cis-regulatory region sequence-specific DNA binding; nuclear receptor activity. Bases 1 to 987 code for a protein of 328 amino acids. The record is from RefSeq and is a predicted model, not a curated record. Lineage: Eukaryota; Metazoa; Nematoda; Chromadorea; Rhabditida; Rhabditidae.
AUGCUCUUCAGCACGAAAACGUCCGGAACAAUGAGCGCCUCCGAGGGAGAAGACGAGCCGUGUUCUAGUCACUCGUUUUAUGACAUGUCGUUGAUCGGAAGGUCUGAAAUGGCCACCGUCGAAAUAUGCAGAGUUUGUGGGAAGAACGCGGCAGGGAAGCAUUAUUCGGUGCCCGCAUGCCACGGCUGCAAAUCCUUCUUCCGACGUGCAAUUCUCCACAAAACAGUGUAUCCCGAGUGUAAAUACGAUAAGCUUUGUUUCUCGCGAGCCUCCCGAGCAGUCCGUCCGAGGAAGUGUCGAAAUUGUCGGUUACAAAAAUGUUACGCCGUUGGGAUGGUGGCAAUGGUAGCGAUUCAUCGGAAACAGGAUAGUCCGCCACACUCGGCGAGGAGCUCCGAUAGUGAGCUACCGGAUUUGCGGAUGCCAUCUCCAAUAGCAACACGCGAGAAUUAUGUGUCAGGGAUUAUCGAUAAGCUUCACAAUCUGGACAUUCAAACUGACAAAUUCCGGAAAUCGGCUUACAACCCGCUUUUCAUUCCGAGUCUCGAAGGGGUUUUGGCGUCAUCUGGCAAGCUGGAUUUAGCGGAUAAAUACGGGGCAAUGUCUGGUUGGCCGAUUACUCAAGAGAGCUUUAACGAGCAGCAAGUUAUGAUAAAUCAGAUCAAGACGGAUUCGUUCCAGAGUCACUCCCUUGCUCUCACAACAUCAGGAGCUAACUUUGGGAUUAAUACAAAAGAAUGGCUAAGUUUCGAUAUGCUGACAGCUAUAGAGUAUGCGAAGACAUUUCCGUUUUUUCAACAAUUGCCGUCUAAUGAUAAGAUCCUCCUAACGAAAGCCACCACAUUCAUGAAUCUCGCUCUCACCUCUUCCUACGCCUCAUUCCUCUCCAAAAUGGCUGUUCUUCAAAUGCCCGACGGAAUAUGCAUUUCCGGACCAGCAGGACAGUAUGGAUCUUCUUUUCUUUAUGUUGUUUUCGGUGUUUCUUAG